AUGUUUGUUCUCAUCUGGUCGGCUCUGUUUGUCUCUGUAAAAGGCAGCAUUGUCUGGGGACAACAACACUGUGUUGGAGGAUACUGUGUUACUCUGAGUGAGCGACAACUAACAGCAGAGGCUGGACUCUGCGUUGUAAUCCCGUGUUCUUUCACUACUGCUGAUGAGUUUACACCCAACCAUACAAUUUGGUACAAAUGUGAAUCUCCAACAAAAUGUGGUGAUAAAAUAAUAUUUCACAGCAACAAAACCACAGACAAAAAAGCUCAGUCUGGGUUUGAAGGACGAGUGUCACGUUUGGAGCCUGAUGUGAGUCAGAACAACUGCAGCGUCAUCAUUAAUGAUCUGAAAGAGUCUGAUUCUGGAUCAUAUCAGCUCAGAGUUACUGGUGUACAGAAUGGACAACAAGAUGCAUUCACAUUCAUUCAGAUAGUAACUGUCUCUGUUAAAGGUAUGAAACAGAAGCCCACAGUAAUGAUUCCCACACUGACAGAGAGACGGCAGGCCACACUGACCUGCACUGCUCCUGGUCUCUGCUCUGGAUCUGUUCCUGAAAUCACCUGGACAUGGAGAGGAGCAGGAGGGACUGAAUCUUACAUUACAGGAAACAGCACUGAUUUCAAGACUGAGAAGCUGACUGAUGUAACACAGAGACACAUCUCAACUUUAACCUUUAAAUCUUCAGCUGAACAACACAACACCACUGUUACCUGUAAAAUCCGCUUCACAGAUGUGAAGAAAGUUAAAAUCACUGGGGUGACAAGUGUGAGGGAGGUGACAAGUGACCUGCAGUGUUGA
This is a messenger RNA of Pelmatolapia mariae (spotted tilapia), 798 nucleotides long. RefSeq names its product myeloid cell surface antigen CD33-like. The record is from RefSeq and is a predicted model, not a curated record. The coding region runs from base 1 to 798 and encodes 265 amino acids. NCBI's taxonomy places the organism in Eukaryota, Metazoa, Chordata, Actinopteri, Cichliformes, Cichlidae. The transcript has 4 exons.